This is a messenger RNA of Ruditapes philippinarum (Manila clam), 2553 nucleotides long. RefSeq lists its product as uncharacterized. NCBI's taxonomy places the organism in Eukaryota, Metazoa, Mollusca, Bivalvia, Venerida, Veneridae. The record is from RefSeq and is a predicted model, not a curated record. The transcript has 2 exons. Bases 284 to 1981 code for a protein of 565 amino acids.
GUCAAUGUCUCCUCUUUAGAAAUCUGUGCAAAAUUUUGCACACUUGCCAAAACAUAUGUCAUUGGAUAGUAUAAAUAUAUCUAGAAUUUCUAGACACUAAAAUUAGAAUCCAGGGUCCAAGUCAAUUAUCGGAUCAAUAUUGUUACCAUAACAAACUAGGGCUUAAUUUCAUUACAAGGAGAGACGCUCUUGCUGCCAGUGUCACUUUAUGUUGGACCAUAACUUUAUGUAAGGUUUUUUUCACCUGCUUACGUUAAAUUUGAAGCUGUAAUGUGACAUAAUCAUGACAACAGAUACAAUAGAAAAUCUGUCAAAAGGUAUGAGCAACUUUUUGGACAUACGUGGCUAUGACCAUCAAAGAAUUAAAGAAAGAAUUCAUCACUACAACAAAUGCUCCUUGGCAUCAGAUAUCGCAACAAAAUUUUUCCUUAACAAUCAUAACAUUGAGGAAAUAUUUGUAGGCAGUCUAUGCGAAGGUAUUGGAAUGUCAUGGUGUAAUGAUCUGGAUGUUCUACAUAUAAAUCACUCUGUAAUUUGCUGUAAGAACAGUACAUUUACAGAAAAUGACAAAGUGAUUUUCAAAAUGGAGCAAAUAAAGGCACCUGCAGGCUACACUUAUCUGAAACUAUUGAGUAAUGGUACUGAUCCUGCAACUUAUGAAAGUCUGGAGUAUGCUAUAGAUAAAAGAAAAAGUGAGAAAUAUCUUUCAAGUAAGCUUUUCGUGACAAAAGAAAAAUAUGCUUUCCAUUACAAGAAAGGUAGUCUCUUUCAUAAGAUUACAUAUUAUAAAAGCCAACAUGGCCCAGCCAUUCCCACACACUUUAAUUUGCAUUGGAUUUUAAAAAAAAUCCAUUCUUCCAUGAAUAUCAAUGACCUCAAAAUGGAUUUUGUCAGAGCUUUUCCUUGCCAACCAGAUGAUGAAAUUUUGGAUGCAUGGAAGAGCAGGGAUAGAAAAUGUGGUUGGCCAAGGCAAGAGACUAUAGCCCAUGUAAUGUCACUGCAAGUUUAUGUUGUUCCAGUAGGACAAAAAGGCAGCAGAAAUGAGGAUCUACAGUGGAGAAUAUCUUUCACUUUGGCAGAAACACACUUAAUCCAAGCCUUCAAUAACACCCAAACAAAGGUACUUGUCCUGAUGAAGCUGAUAGCAAAACACAUUUUGCAACCGCUGUGCAGUGAAAUCACUUCCUAUGUAGUGAAGACAGUAAUGCUAUGGCAAGCUGAAAGGAUGGAUCAGAAUGCAUUUUGUGUGGAGAACCUACUCUCAAGACUGAUGGAUGCACUUACUUCCCUAAAAUCAGCUGUAGAAAAUAAAAACCUUCCUAGUUACAUGAUACCACAAAAGAACCUGUUGGAAAAUAAAAUUGAUACUAAAGAACAAGGGUUAGUGCUCAGAAAACUGAAAGAGCUUGAAAGUAAUGGGCUAAUAAAGGUGAAAAAGUUAUUUUAUAGCUUGGACCUAUACCAUGCAGAAAUAACUGCAGAAAUAGAUGAAAUAUUUGUUAAAUUAUACAAUGCAAAUAGUGUGAACAAAGUGGAAAUCUGCAUAGUUUUGGCACUUACAACAGAAGAAUUGGUGAAUUAUUAUAGAAAAAUGUAUACAUGCAGGUCAUGGUAUCAUUAUUUCUAUCAUGAAAUUAUUACUCUCUCUUUACCAUAUUUUCUUAAAUAUGGCAAGCAAGUGCAUGAACUUCCAUAUUCCACUACAGAACAAGAAGAGGAGCAACCUGUGAACAAUGAGAGACAAGAAAGACUUGUCCAUGAAUAUGCAAUUUUAAAAGUGCUGGAGCAGUGGGACUCUGUAUGGGACAUAAUAGACUAUUUAUCUUUAUUUGCUUUAAGCUAUUCUUUUUUAAUUUUAAUCCUCCUACUGAUUAUGUUAAGCCAAUUGCCGAGCAGAUUUGUGACAUUAUCAGAUCAAGGACCAAUCAAUCCUAACUUAGCCACCACUAUUAUAAUAGACGAACCAACAUACCCACAUUGAAUGGUCUAACAUGAAGCAAACAAUAAUUUGUGCUAUAUCAAAAGAUUGAAGUAUGGAGCUAGAUUUUCAGUGCAAUAUUUUGAGCAAUGCCAAAUUAACAUAUGCAAGUAACAAUAAAAUCAUUAAAGAAAUAGAAUGAAAUAACCCCUGUGUGUCAAUUUCCUAGUCUCUUUAUAAAACAAGCCAUACCUAAUUAUCUUAUGACAUUUACUGCUAAUAUAGCUGAAUUUUUUAUAUUUCAAAUUAGUCUUAUCUUGAAUUGGACUAACAACAUCUGGUCUUACUUUGAAUUAUAAACUAUAUUUUAUACAUUUGAUGAAGUAUUUCAUCACGAUGAAAAUUAAAAGAAUUAACUUGAACUGUGUUGUGUCAUUUGUAAAUCAUACUUAACAAAGGGGAUACUAGAUGUCACAAUUACAAGAAAGGAACCUAUACUCUAGUAUCCCACGCAGUCAACCGAGGGUUUUUGUGUAGGGUGCUCACUAUGCCAGCGAGUCUGAUUCCCCUCAGGCUUAAGGCCCUGCCAGUAACCCUUGGCUACAGGUAUUUUUCAUAUCAGGUCUGUAAAUUUU